Messenger RNA from Propithecus coquereli (Coquerel's sifaka), 1086 nucleotides. It is a transcript of the gene BCAP29, whose product is annotated as B-cell receptor-associated protein 29. Gene Ontology annotation, biological process: endoplasmic reticulum to Golgi vesicle-mediated transport; intracellular protein transport. Lineage: Eukaryota; Metazoa; Chordata; Mammalia; Primates; Indriidae. Gene Ontology annotation, cellular component: endoplasmic reticulum; endoplasmic reticulum membrane. The transcript has 8 exons. The record is from RefSeq and is a predicted model, not a curated record. Bases 58 to 783 code for a protein of 241 amino acids.
CGCGUCGGCGGCCGCGGAGCAGCGCGGGGAGCCUUAGAUGGGGUGUGAAGAAAAACAAUGACACUCCAAUGGGUGGCAGUUGCAACCUUUCUUUAUGCUGAAAUAGGACUCAUUAUAAUCUUCUGUCUACCUUUUAUUCCUCCUCAGAGAUGGCAGAGGAUUUUUUCAUUUACUGUCUGGGGCAAAAUUGCAACUUUUUGGAACAAGGCUUUUCUUACCAUUAUAAUCCUAUUGAUUGUUCUAUUUCUAGAUGCUGUGAGAGAAGUAAGGAAGUAUUCCGCUACCCAUGCCCUUGAGAAGAGCUCAACCAGCAGACCUGGCGCCUAUGAACAUACACAGAUGAAACUUUUUAGGUCUCAAAGAAAUCUUUACAUUUCCGGAUUUUCAUUAUUUUUUUGGCUAGUGUUGAGACGUCUGGUUAUACUUAUUACUCAGCUGGCAAAAGAACUGUCAAACAAAGGAGUACUUAAAGUUCAAGCAGACAAUACUAACAAGGCUGCCAAAAAAUUUAUGGAAGAGAAUGAAAAACUAAAAUGGAUCUUGAAAAGCUAUGGCAAGGAUGAGGACCGCAUUUUGGAAGCAGAAAACAAAAAACUAGUAGAAGAGCAGGAAAAACUGAAAACUGAACUAAGGAAGACUUCAGAUGCCCUUUCUAAGGCACAAAAUGAUGUGAUGACAAUGAAGAUGCAAUCAGAGAGACUUUCUAAAGAAUAUGAUCGACUCCUGAGAGAACAUUCUGAGCUGCAGGAUCGUUUAGAAAAAGGCAAUAAGAAAGGCCUGUGAACAUUAUAAAAGAAGAUUGUGAUACAUCAUGUCAAGACGAUAAAUUUGUUAUCAUGUUAGUCUCUAGAAAAUUUAAAAUUCAGUUCAGAACAAUGCAUUAUGACUGGUCAGUAAUUUUUUUAAUGCCGCGCAUAGGUUAUAUUGUAAUGGCAUUAUCAAAAUGUUUGAUGAUGUUUCAGAUAUAUUGCAAAGUCUGUAUUCCAGCUCUUAAGAAAAACAUAAGCAUGUUAAAUACCAUAUUUACAUAUUGAUAAUAACAUUGGUGUAUGGUGGCUAUUUACCAAUAAAAGGAAAAAUUCAUUA